UCUUUUUGUGCUUUCUUCCAUUUUCUUAUGAGUUGACCCCAAAGGUUUAUUGGAUGAACUUAAUUUCUGUACUUAAAUAUGCUUGGCUACUAAAUACGUACAUGGGUUGUAUCUUCAGUUGAGCUAGACAGUAUCUUUGAAAAAUAGGUUGAUUCUGGGUUUGCGGAAUGGGAUUUGUUUAGAUAAUUAGCAAGUCACUUUGUAAUUGAACUGCUUAAAUGUAUGGAUGGAGGAGCAAAUGGGUGAAGUCAGACUGGAAAAUCAGUGAAGGAAAAUCAGGUUCAUUUAAGCACACGGCCGGCACAUGGGCUGGUGAUCCUGAUGACAAAGGUAUCCAGACAACAAACGAUGCCAAACAUUUCGCGGUCUCUGCAAAGAUACCGGAAUUUAGCAAUAAAAACAGAACACUGGUUGUACAGUAUUCUAUAAAGUUUGAGCAAGAUAUUGAAUGUGGAGGGGGUUAUAUAAAGCUUCUCUCUGGAUAUGUCAAUCAGAAGAAAUUUGGGGGAGACACCCCAUACAGUUUUAUGUUUGGGCCAGAUAUCUGUGGUACACAGACGAAGAAACUUCAUGUUAUACUUUCCUACCAAGGCCAGAAUUACCCCAUCAAGAAGGAAUUAGAAUGUGAAACAGACAAAUUAACACAUUUCUACACGUUCAUUCUUAGACCUGAUGCAUCCUACAGCAUCUGGAUUGAUGGUCGAGAAAGAGAUUCUGGAAGUAUGUACACAGACUGGGACAUACUUCCUCCCCGCAAAAUCAAGGAUGUAAAUGCAAAAAAGCCUGCAGACUGGGAAGACAGAGAAUAUAUUGAAGAUCCAGAUGACAUCAAACCUGAGGGAUAUGAUUCUAUUCCGAGAGAGAUUCCAGACCGGAAAGCUAAAAAGCCAAAUAACUGGGAUGAUGAAGAGGAUGGUAUGUGGAAGCCACCCAAAGUACCUAAUCCAGCAUACCGUGGUCCAUGGAAAAGGAAGAAAAUUAAGAAUCCCAACUAUAAAGGAAAAUGGAAGAUUCCUUGGAUUGAUAAUCCAGAAUUUGAAGAUGACCCUGAUCUCUACGUACUGAAGCCGAUCAAAUAUGUUGGUAUCGAAGUUUGGCAGGUAAAGGCAGGUUCUGUUUUUGAUAACAUUUUGGUGUGUGAUGAGCCAGAUUAUGCAAAACAAGUGAUUCAGGAAGUGUUUGCCAAUAGGGAGGCUGAAAAGGAGGCUUUUGAAGAGGCAGAGAAAGUGAGAAAAGCAAGAGAAGAAGAGGAAGCUCAAAGAGCAAGAGAGGAAGGUGAAAGGAGGAGACGAGAAAGGGGUCGGGACCGACAACGGGACAGAUACAAGAGGCGCUAUCACCACGAUUAUAUGGAUGACUAUCAUGAUGAACUUUAACUUGGUGUUAAGACCAUACUACAUUUUCCACUCCCAGAGAUGGCGUUUGGAUUUAUGUGUUCCUCUUGUUGUAUUUUGCUAUUGUUGUAUCUACAUUCUUCAUAAUACAAACUCAUUAGGCAUAAGAAAUGCAUUUUGUAUCUCUGAAACUAGUAUGGUUUGUGUUGAGAGCUGUCAGCUGAGUGUCAAAGCUUGGUUAGCCUGACUAUUCUGGAAAUGUGCAACGAUAUUGAAAUUGAAAAUUCCGUCUCCUUAAUCAUGCAAUUAACUGAGUGGAUAUGGUUCGGUUUGGAUGCA
Molecule: messenger RNA, 1673 nt
Organism: Nicotiana tabacum (common tobacco)
Lineage: Eukaryota; Viridiplantae; Streptophyta; Magnoliopsida; Solanales; Solanaceae
Source: RefSeq, a predicted model, not a curated record